Molecule: messenger RNA, 849 nt
Organism: Protopolystoma xenopodis
Lineage: Eukaryota; Metazoa; Platyhelminthes; Monogenea; Polystomatidea; Polystomatidae
Source: the annotation of a GenBank genome assembly
GCGGUUCUACAUCGCCUACGCAUUAUAAAGGAGGAACUGCAGGUCUUCAAAGAAAACGAUCUUAGCAGACUUUCAGAUCUGGCGACUCUUAUGACGAGGGCGGGCACUCAGCAUAAUAUACGUCCGGAGUCACUACACAAGGGUAUUCUUUUCUCUCGCAUACCUAGUUUGAGUGACUCUUCCCUUGGUGGCUUUCCGGCGGAGGAAGAUGAUGGUGUGAACAACCACUCGGACUAUGAAAAUGAAUAUGACAAAGCUGAGCUUAAAAAAGCUCUUCCAAUCAUUUCGGUCUCUCCUACAUCUAGCAGCAAUGAGGACGAGACUACCGCAGUCGGUCGUACCUCCAAAAACUCAAGUACUUCCCAAAGAGAAUGUGAGAUGUCUGAUGAAGCUAAUGUUUUUCAGAGAGAUCUUGAAGCAACUGGGACAAAUAAAUCCAUCUUAAAGAAACCUGGUUGGCGCAACGAACGCCAGCGGCGCCAGGCCUCUCCCAGCAGUUUUAGCACUGCUCCUGCGUUGUCCACAGUAGAGCGAAGAAGUCGUUCAGCUGGAGGUAGACGUGUUGGCGUCCUAAGAGGCGAGAGUAGUGGAGAGAGUGAUAUUGACGAUAUCGACGACACAGCAGAGACAGACAGGACAACUGGCUGGAAACCUUCUAACUCGCGUCAGGCCAGUAGAUUAAUUUUGGAUGAGGAUAGACCACGUGUCGUGUUUGCCUGUGAAGAUGCCGAGAAAAUAGCAGAAGAUGGAGUGCCUUAUGGAGCAGAACAAGCCGUCUCGUUAUACCAAUAUACUCAGCGUGACCGUCGGGGACGUGAUAUUUCGGUCGAUAAGGGUGAAGUAAGUUGA